Messenger RNA from Elaeis guineensis (African oil palm), 3863 nucleotides. RefSeq lists its product as uncharacterized. NCBI's taxonomy places the organism in Eukaryota, Viridiplantae, Streptophyta, Magnoliopsida, Arecales, Arecaceae. The record is from RefSeq and is a predicted model, not a curated record.
GGUUGCGUGUAUCGCGAUAAUACCCUUCCCAUUGCCGGUAGGAAAGGGGAGGAGGUGCCAAAAAUGCCCCAGCCGAAGAAAGAGCCAAUGGGUUUGGGAGCGAUGGCGGGCGAGGAGAGCAGCGGGAGCUGGAGCUCGUCGACGAACUGGAUUGCCGCUGAGGGGUCCCUCCGAGACUCCAUCUCCUUCGAGACCUUCGAUGAGGAGGCCCCCGCCUUGACCUCGAGCGGCGUUCUCCUUGUCCAGCCGCCGUCCGACGAUCCCCCACCCUGCGAGGUCACCAUCUCGUUCAGGGAAAAGCAUGAAAUUCACGGGAUCUAUGUACGAAGUACAGCCCAGAUGUGUGAGAUAUACCAUGCUGCUGAUCAGCAGAAUAAACGUAAGGAAUAUCUGUGUAGAGUAAGUUCUGAUGCUGCUGCUAGAGAAUUCAUGCCACCAAUUACUUCUGAGCGAGCUAUUACCGAAUCCCAAAAUGGUAAUGAUGAAACUUUGGAAAAACAUGAAAAAUUGGCUACAGGUGAGAGUAACAAUAGUGUUGAAGAUGGUUGGGUAGAAGUGAAGGUUCCUGAUUCGCCUCAACAGAACGACCAAGCAAAUGCUUUGUCAAAGAAGGUUAAUGGAAAUUCCAGUGCAAAAUUUCAGAUUCAUUAUGGGGCAAGAGCUAUUAUUUUUUCAGAUACUCCUUGUCUGUCUCUUACACUUCGGUUGCUUUCACUUCAAACUAAGACGUGCAUUCAUGUAGAGGAGAUUUGUGUAUAUGCCAAUCAUGUCGAUUCCCCCAAUCCCAAUCCUCCUGUGUGUACUGAGGGAAACCUGGAUGAAAAUCCUCUGCCAGCCAUGCUUGUUCCUAGUUUUCUGCAAUUAUCCAAAUUGGGUACUAGCAGAAUACAGGAUAAGUAUUUUUCUGUGGACACAGGAGUGCAAAAACAUCAGCAAUGUUUUGAUAAAGCAGCUGGACAAAGCAGCUUGGACAUGCAUGGGACAGGGCUGCAAGAAGCAAUUUGUAGCAUGAAGGAGCAAAAUUUGGAGCCAUUCCAGGAAGAGACCAUGGUAAAAUCUGAAAAUAUACAGUUGGAAUCUGGCCAGAAGAUGACAGAUCAAGCUGAUCGAGAUUUGGGGCCAGUGCAGGAACAAACUGAGGUAAAACCAGAAGAUGUACAGUUGGGGUCUAGCCAGAAGGUUAUAGAUCAAGCAGAUCAAGAGAUGGGCUCAGUGCAGAAUCAAACCGAGUUGGAACCAGAAAAUGUACGGUUGAGAUCUGGCCUGAAGGUAACAGAUCAAGCAGAUCAAGAUGUGGGGCCAGUGCAGAAACAAUCUGAGGUACGAGCAGAAAAUAUACAGUUUGGUUCCAGCCAGAAAAUAACGGACAUGGAUCAGGUGCCAAAGUGUGUUGUCGAAGAAAAUAAUCCAGCCUAUGGUCGUGUUGAGAAAGUAUUAGAUGAGCUGGUUUCAAGAAUGGGAAGAAUAGAAGCUUUCUGUUCAAGGUUUGAGGAAAACAUGAUGAAACCCCUUAGCUGCAUUCAGAUGAGGCUCCAGCGGAUAGAGCAGCAAGUUGAUGUAUUUGCUGGAGGGAUUCAGUCUUCUGAGAGAAACUCUCGUUCAAGGAUAUCAGCCCCAGAAUUUUCGUUUGACGAAUCUGACUCAGAUAACAAGGAUUGCAACACUUCAUUCACAAAAGGGAUGGACACUGUGUCUACUGACUCAUCAUUUCCAGCUAAUGAUGUUGCAGCUUCUCUGUCUGAAUCAAAGAUGUUUCCAGGUCUGGCCAUUAAGGCACCCAAAUUCCAUAAUGAAGAUGAUUUCUCAUCAUCAGCUAGUGAUGGGGCAACUUCUGUGCCUGAAUCUAAUAUGCAUCCAGGACUGGUAGUUGAGGCACCCGAGUUCCUUAAUGAAGAAGAAGAGUGUACCAACACUGAAGAUACCUUAGAUUCAAGUGUGAGGGAUCACCCCAAGGAUAAAACAUCUCUAUGCAUUGAUGGUGCAUUAGCUUCAGCACUGGCAGCAUUCCUCACAUCAACUACUGUCAAAUCUCCCAAACCCAGCCCAGAUGUGAUGGAAGAACCUCAUGGAUUUUCUGUUGGUAAUAAGAAUGGCCCCGAUUCCACUCCUGUUGGUAUAUCUUCUGAAGGAUCUGAUAAAUUAUCCAACAAAAUUGGCUUGGAGAAAAAUGGUGGUGGGACAUCUGAUGUAGUAAAGGAAACUAAUUGUGGUUGUUCACUUUCAUCAGCUGAUGUUGUGCUAGCUCCGGAUACCUCUUUAAAUGAAUCUGAUUUGAAGGGUAAGGGUUGUGAUACAUCAGAUGCAGCAAGAGGAGUUGCAGCUUUUGAUUACUCAUCAUUGUUAGGUGACAACACGGGCUCUUCUGUGUCUGUGCCCCAUAAUUCAGUUUUAAUAGUUACAGCACCUGAAUUUCCCAUUGAGGAAGAUAAUUUCAUCGAUUAUGGUAAUGCUUCAGAUUCAGAUGUGGAAAAUUUCCUUAAGGAUCAGGAGUCAGUGUCCACUGCUGGUAAAUCCACUUCGGCAUUGGGAAGAUUUCUUUCUUUGAGGAACAUAAAAUCUUCUCACAAUUCAACUUCGUUGGGAGCAACCUUGGACCUUUUUAAUGGUGAUAACUAUGAGUUGGCCUCCUCUUCUUUUGAAGUUCCCUGUGAGGGAAUUGAGAGAGUGGGUGUCGAAAACCAUGGAAAAGACAUGGUUCACAAGGUUGAUUUGGAUCAAAUUUUCAACUUAUUGCCUCCUGAUCAUGGGUUGGAACAGAGGGAGCCUGUCAAGCUAAGACACCAGAAUGGUUGCACUGGACCAACUAUUGAAGGAUCAACUACUCACCGAGUGGCUCUCGAAGGUGGCGUAGAACAGAAGGAUCACGGUUUAAAAUGGUAUGGAUCAAAUUCCACUGAGUCAACUGCAGCAGACGAAGGAUAUUUCAUGCAGAAAGUAUUCGGUUGUAUGCACUUUCAAUCAAAUGGAGGUAUCCACAACAAUUGGCAAGAUGGAAGCUGCCUUGAUGCUAGUGAUGCUGAGGAAGCUGGACAUGCUAGCCAUAGCUUGAACCAAUUUGGCAGAGGGUGGACAGAAGACUGCAGCUCAGAUUCAAGCUUUGAUGAAAAUUUAAUCAAAAGUAAAGUUCAGAUUGACUGGUCAGACGACAGCAGCACAGAUUCCAUUGGAAGAUCUUUCACAGUUAACCAACAUUGUGGACAAGUUGCUGACAACUAUAGAAGUUCACAAGCCUUUGUUGAUGAUUUCUCUGAAGGCGUUGGUCUGAAAUCUGUGGAUUUUAAAUAUGAGAAGUCGUUGGCAGAGCUCAUAUGGCCUUUUGACUUGACGCUGGAUUGUGAAGAUAAUGCAGUUGAUGUGAGGUUUGUUCCAGCAGGAGGUUGGGGAACUGGACUUGCACUUGAAGCCUUGCUGGGUGGAACAUGUAAUGUGGAGGUGCAAGUUUCGACUGUCAAGAAUGCUGAUGAUGGCAAAUUCGUAGCAGCUAAUCUAGUGGAGAUGGAAGAUCCUAGUGUACGAAGUGAGACUUGUCUGUGGGAUGCUGAACUGCAAGGUGAAAUCAGUAACCAACUGCCAAUCUCCAGCCUCAUUUAAGAUGAACAUGAAUGAUUGUACAGCACAUAAAUAAAAAAGGAACUAUUCGUGGGUGGAUGAUGGUUUUAGAAGUAUAAUGGUUGGUUUUCUUCUCUUAUGGUUCUCUUUUAUAUUGUACAUUGAUGUAAAUGACUUCCAAGUAAACGAAGGAAUGGAGUUCGUGGUUGGCUAACCUACUGGGAAAUCAUCUGAAUUUAGUGCAUGAGUGAGCUCAGGUUUGAGAGCAUUCUGCCCUUAAAGAUGUUGUGGCAACCUGCAAUGAGGGACUGACU